CCGAUCAAUCCCAACGAAGAAGCAAGCUGUCGCCGUCACAGCAGAGCCAGCAGAGCCAGCAGAUCCACAGCUUCCGAUGCAGGGCAGCAAUUCCGGCGGUGCUACUGGUCGAUUCCCCGAGCAAUCUGCCAACGGCGAUCUGGCGGCCCAAGUCCCCGACCUCGGCAAACUCACAGAAACAAGUGGCCUCAGCAAUAAACAGCUCGCCCAAGGGCCGGACAAGGUCACAGAUCCCAGCACGGACGAGGUCCAAGGCACUCCAACGACACCAUCAUCCAUAUUCACCGUCAGUGGGGAGCAGGCUGUCUCGCGCCUGGUCCUGUACUGCAACGACCUCAGCAAGAGCAGCGACGCUUCUAUCAAGCCCAACUACACUACCAAGACUAAUGCCGAUGGCCGGUUCACCUCCACACUCGAGAUCCCGUUUGGGUGCCCGACAACACUGAAGCAAUUUGCUGGCACGCCCCAGACGACCAAAAACGACGCCAUUCAUCAGGUCGCUCGGAUGGCUCUAACAGAACUACGGACCGAGCGCAUUCUCGAUUCCAAGCUCAGACUGCUCAGCAAGCCCGAUCUAGAGGACCACCACUUGGCCUGGAUACCGCCGAGCCUGGACCCGGGCAGUUCGUGGACAACGCACUCGGAGCUCUGGGUCUCGGCGGUCGAGUUCCUUUCCGGAUCGUCGUGGCAGCGCGAGAUUCUGGGGCUGGCCACCUGCGGCCCACUGUCACCUGCACAUCAGCCGAUCGAGCUUCAUCUCACCAUCCGAAAGGCCUCGCGGAUCGUCCGGAUCGUCUCGGCCCCACAGCCGAUCAAGCUCAGUCCCGAGCAACUCCAAUCGUUGCUUACGUUUCACCUGGGGGUCGUUCAGAACACCGUGCGAGAGACAUUCAGCGACGAAGCUCUUGAAGAGCUUGGCCAGCCGAUCUUCCUGAUAGUUCCGAUCUGCUCACUCGCCAUCAAGCCGGGCGACCCCGGUGAGAUUGACUGGAAUGAACUGCAGCGGCUUGACAGCUUUGACAAAGCACCAAGAUCGAUAAUGGAUCACCUGCACCUACCCAGCGAAGAACUGACCCAGAUGGUCGUGGUUGACAACUACUACCACUCUAUUCGGCGGUACAAAAUCGAGUCCGUCGACAGGAGCCAGAACCCCGACUCUGUCGUCAAGGUUCAGGACUACGGCAAGCACGAAACGCCUUUCGCCUUUUAUACGUAUCGGCUGAGGUGCAAGGGGACCAUCGAUGCCACGCAGCCACUCCUUCACGUCAGGGAAGUGCCGUCGAUUGAUCUGCUUGAAUCAAACAAAGACCCGCCCGAGGAGACCGUGUGCCUACCGCAGUUCUGUGAGGUUGUUUCGGUCCACGCCAAGCACCUACUGGCAAUGACCCCCUUCCCCAUUCUGAUGACGGAGCUGUAUCACUGGAUCCGAGUCCGACAGCUGCUAGAGGCCCUUGCGCUUCACCCGGACUCGGAAGGUCGAGUUCGCUCGGCCUUGGUAGGGCCCGGCUACUCGUCAGAGUUCAACUACGAGCGCCUUGAGACCCUGGGCGACAGCUUCCUGAAGAUCUAUCUCGGUACCCACUUUUUUUCAAGCUGCCCUGAGGAUAGAGAAGGCAACCUGACGCUGGACCGCAUGCAUGCCGAGAACAACUCGAAGCUGGCCGAAAUCGGGAGGGCAAUGAAAAUCACGCAGUACUUUCUCGGACAGCAGCUUUCGCGCAAGCUGUGGAGCCCCCCGUCGAAUAGCUCGUACAUCAAGUUGACAGAAGAUAUGACUGCUGACGUGGUCGAGGCUCUGAUUGGAUCGCAGUGCGCCUACGACCUUGACGCAGCUGCAGCCCUGGCGGUGCGUCUGUACGGGUCCAUCGGCAGCGCCAAGUACCUGCCAUCGUUACGUGCUUACAGCGAUCUAUGGAGAUCGCAGAGCCAGCAGUCUGAUCAAGAGUCUGGAACCAUCACGCCCGACCAGCAACGCAAAAUCAGUCGUCUGGAGCAGCUUGUGCGGUAUCGUUUCAAGCACCCAUCACUUCCGCUGGAGGCACUGACGCACGGCAGCGCACGAUCGGUGCCCGGUGGGGCCUACUCGGGCAACUCAUAUCAACGGCUCGAGUUUCUCGGCGACGCUGUCCUCAACUUUGUUGUGACCCGAUAUGCGUAUUCGCUGGAUCCGGCCCUGGCACCUGGUCAGAUAACGGAUCUGCGGUCGGAACUCGUGGGGAACUCCCUGCUGGCCUGUGUCUCGGUAUCGCUGGGCAUUCACACGAUGCUUGAUCAUGUUGGACUGGAGAAGACGAUCGAUCCCUUUGAACAGUAUGUGCGGCAACAGCAGCGAGAAGGACCCACGAACCACGGAUUCUGGAACUUUUUCCGUGGAAAUCCUCCCAAGGUCCUGGGCGACGUGUACGAAUCGUUGCUGGGGGCAAUCUAUGUCGAUUCUGGGUUCGACACUGAUGCGAUCUGGGGCGUGGUCAAGCGCACGCUGAUUGCGCCGUGGUGGGAUUCGGCUACACGCUAUCUCCAAGACACCCGAACGAGGGCCAAGAAGAAGCAGCUGGACAAGAAGAAGCGGGCCAAGAGGAGAGAGAAGCAGGCCGCUGCGGGAGUAGAGCUGCCCGAGCAAGCCGAGCCCCAGGUCGUCCCGGUGGGUGUCGUGCAUCCCACUCAGCAGCUCUACUGGAUGCUGAAUGACACUCUGACGUGCAAGCAGCCAAUCGAUUUCCGGAUCACGGUUCAUUCCAGUAGCCAAAUAUCGUGCGCUGUCGUCGUCCACCAAGUGGAGCUGGGCCAGGCCACGGCAGCGACCCGACGGCAGGCCAAGAAGGACGCCUCGGUGCGGAGCUUGGACUGGAUCUGCGACCACUUUGACAAGUUCACGAAAAUAUGCGGCUGUGCGAGCCCGACAAGCGAUGCAGACGGAGCAUGCUGGACAAAGGACGACGAAGCCACGGGCAGCACCCCGGCCGAUCUGGCGGCCGAAGGUUGGGUGCUCGGCGACCCAGCAGGGUUGGUCGAAUGAGCAGCUGGAGAUCAGCAAAUGUAUCCGGCCUCUGCCCUGUUGGACUCGAAGCGAGCCCAGCAUUCCCCCCCCCACAGGCGCACCCCUCGUGGUGCCAGUGCGUGCUGGUGCGGAUGUGGAGCGAGCAUGCGUUUGGGUGCCGCCGGG
This is a messenger RNA of Polychytrium aggregatum, 3163 nucleotides long. Its product is annotated as ribonuclease III domain-containing protein. NCBI's taxonomy places the organism in Eukaryota, Fungi, Chytridiomycota, Chytridiomycetes, Polychytriales. The transcript has 3 exons. Gene Ontology annotation, biological process: RNA processing. The record is from RefSeq and is a predicted model, not a curated record. Bases 77 to 3016 code for a protein of 979 amino acids. Gene Ontology annotation, molecular function: ribonuclease III activity.